ACUUGUAUUCAUUUUUCAACCCAAACUUCUCUCCCACCUCAUUUCUACCGCCAUUUUUGCAUAAUUUAUUUCCUCAGGUAAAAUUCAACAAUUCCUCUUCAUAAUGUUGUGUACGCAUGUUUACUUGUUUACAAACUAGGCUUUGGUGCGUCUUAGCAUCUAGUGUUUUCAUAUCUCGUAGAGCGAGGCUUUUGAUAGUUUGACAAGGACACCUAUAUAUAGGAAGCACCAGCAGCGUAUCCACCGUAGCAUAAAAGAUGGCAGAAUCAGAGGACAUUCAACCACUUGUGUGUGAUAAUGGAACCGGAAUGGUUAAGGCUGGUUUUGCUGGAGAUGAUGCUCCAAGGGCUGUGUUCCCAAGUAUCGUUGGCCGACCACGUCACACUGGUGUAAUGGUUGGAAUGGGCCAGAAAGACGCUUACGUUGGUGACGAGGCUCAGUCAAAGAGAGGUAUUUUGACUUUAAAAUACCCGAUUGAACACGGUAUUGUCAGCAACUGGGAUGACAUGGAGAAAAUUUGGCAUCACACUUUCUACAACGAGCUCCGUGUCGCCCCAGAAGAACACCCGGUUCUGUUAACCGAAGCGCCUUUGAAUCCUAAAGCCAACCGUGAAAAGAUGACGCAAAUCAUGUUCGAGACAUUUAACGCACCUGCUAUGUAUGUUGCCAUCCAAGCUGUUCUUUCUCUCUACGCUAGUGGUCGUACUACUGGUAUUGUACUUGAUUCAGGAGACGGUGUGAGCCACACGGUUCCUAUAUACGAGGGUUACGCUUUGCCACAUGCUAUCCUCCGGUUGGAUCUAGCAGGACGUGAUCUAACCGACUGGUUGAUGAAGAUUCUAACAGAACGCGGGUAUUCAUUCACCACAACAGCAGAACGGGAAAUCGUAAGAGACAUGAAAGAAAAACUAGCGUACAUCGCUCUAGACUAUGAGCAAGAGCUCGAGACUUCACAAACUAGCUCUUCUGUGGAGAAGAAUUUUGAACUGCCCGACGGGCAGGUCAUUACCAUCGGUGCUGAGCGUUUCCGCUGCCCGGAGGUGUUAUUCCAGCCGUCUAUGAUUGGAAUGGAAGCAGCUGGUAUUCACGAGACCACAUACAAUUCGAUCAUGAAGUGUGACGUGGAUAUUAGGAAAGACUUGUACGGAAACAUUGUGCUUAGUGGCGGUACGACUAUGUUCCCGGGGAUUGCCGAUAGGAUGAGCAAGGAAAUUACCGCUUUAGCCCCGAGCAGCAUGAAGAUUAAAGUGGUUGCACCACCCGAAAGAAAGUACAGUGUCUGGAUCGGCGGGUCCAUUUUGGCAUCACUCAGCACCUUCCAGCAGAUGUGGAUUUCAAAGGCGGAAUACGAUGAAUCCGGUCCAUCAAUCGUGCACAGGAAGUGUUUCUAAGUCGUUUUUGAUGAUAUUCGAUGUUCACAUGUCAUAUCUGUUGUUUUGUCGUUGGUGUAUUUUUAACUUCCGCAAUUCAUUGAUUUUACUAUUUUAGAAUCAAGUAUUUUGUUUGAAGAACAUGAUUCCGGUUUAUGAUGGUUGAUCUAGUGAAGAAUUUUGGUGUCA
Messenger RNA from Helianthus annuus (common sunflower), 1559 nucleotides. RefSeq names its product actin. Gene Ontology annotation, cellular component: cytoplasm. The record is from RefSeq and is a predicted model, not a curated record. The transcript is spliced from 5 exons. The coding region runs from base 258 to 1391 and encodes 377 amino acids. Lineage: Eukaryota; Viridiplantae; Streptophyta; Magnoliopsida; Asterales; Asteraceae.